AUGUCGAGCAACAACACCGAUGAAGAGGCGCCCACGGGAGCCAAAAGCGGUACUAUUGUUGUCGGUAUCGUCGUACCCUCAGUCUUGAUCAUCCUACUUCUUGGACUGAUCAUCAUAAACCGCCGCAGGGGCUCCAUUUUCCGACCAUGUAGCCGCGCCGAAUCUGGUAGCAAAGAGAAGCGCUGGAAAACGCGACAAGAUGAGCUAGAAAGCCACAUCAAAUCUCAAAAUUUCUAUGAUUGGCUCGCAAGUCAGAAAGAGAAGUCCGCUGUUGCGUCACAACCACACGAUCCACUAUGUGCCAUCUGUCUGGACGACUUUUCCGACGAUGCGCAGGUUCGGGGCCUUCACUGCUCUCACGCCUUUCACUCACGUUGUCUGGACGAAUGGUUCAUAAGGUACAACGAAUACUGUCCAUUGUGUCAUCGACCAAUAAUACCAGGCUCUCGAGCGACGAGGAGAAAAGCCCGUGAGAGACUGGAUCCGACCAUUCCAGUAGUCCUGAUGGUAUAG
This is a messenger RNA of Alternaria burnsii, 513 nucleotides long. RefSeq lists its product as uncharacterized. NCBI's taxonomy places the organism in Eukaryota, Fungi, Ascomycota, Dothideomycetes, Pleosporales, Pleosporaceae. Bases 1 to 513 code for a protein of 170 amino acids. The record is from RefSeq and is a predicted model, not a curated record. The transcript is spliced from 3 exons.